Scatophagus argus is the source of this 1875-nucleotide messenger RNA. It is a transcript of the gene snx22, whose product is annotated as sorting nexin 22. The transcript is spliced from 7 exons. Gene Ontology annotation, molecular function: phosphatidylinositol phosphate binding. The record is from RefSeq and is a predicted model, not a curated record. Bases 403 to 993 code for a protein of 196 amino acids. NCBI's taxonomy places the organism in Eukaryota, Metazoa, Chordata, Actinopteri, Scatophagidae.
AAUCAUUUCUUCUUUCUCAAAAGAAAAGUGUGGCACACGAAGCUCUGAGCCUCAGACACGACACACCUUCAGAUGGAUGCCAGCCAGCAGCAGAGGGAAACUAAACUUUCAUUAACCGACACGCUCUCCGCCCACACGAUGAACUCUGCGUUGUUGUAAACUCACUGACUUUUACUCCUAAAUGUUGGACUGCACCUUUAACGUCCCUGAUGCGCCUGACUCCUGGGUUUGUUCAAUUAGUGUGUAGGUGGAGCAGCGGAGGAAGGCGACCGCAGAGCGGCAGCCGACAGGCGGACUCGUCGUGUUUUCUUGUUCCUGGACGCGGAGGAAAGCGGCUGAAGUCAGCGUCUCAGUUUGCAGUCAGCCGUAGGAAGUUAAUCUGCGACGGUGUGCCAAGUCCCGAUGGUGUUGGAGAAAGAUUUCCCCAUGAUUGAGGUGUCGAUACCUUCGAUGGAGAGGGAGGUGGAUGAGUCGGGAAAGUCCAAAAAGCUUUUCAGAGUCGAGGUUUUGUUCAACGAGAGGAAACAUUUUGUGCUCAGAAGAAACAGCGAAUUCCAGACUCUGCACAGAAAACUCAGGAAGAUCAUCCAGACUCCAGAUUUCCCAAGCAAAAGGAACCCCCAUCUGAGGACCAAACCCCUGGAGCAGAGGAGGCAGGAGCUGGAAGACUACAUCCAGGACAUCAUCUAUCAAAAUGAAGACGUGCCGCAGGUGCUGCUGGACUUCCUCCAUGUCAAACACUUUCACACGGGCAACAAGAUCAGCAGCACGGAAUCACUUGAUGAGUUGGACAGUCAGGAUGACAGUUAUCAGUUACCACAUCAGCGAGUGAUGGGAUUUUUUCAGGAUCCUUAUCUCUCUGACCGCACAACAGGUCUCCCAGACGUCGUUGUGGACGGGGUGCUCCAGGGUUUUUACCCCCGGGAUGUUCGUGUCAGCUUCACUGCCCCGACUCUCGCCGAGUCCGACCCCACCGCCUCAAUAGAGGCCUGAAAUGUAUAGUUUGUAGGAUUUAAUAUUUUAAAAUAGAAAAAGCAGUCCUGGAAGAUGGGAAGUAGUGAGCUGCAGCCCCCUCAGCACCUCCUAAAACCAAGCAUUAUAAAAACCGUGAAGUGAGACAAGAGCCUAAUGUUGCUCUUCAGUUCUGGAGUGUAUGAGCUACACUGCAGACUGGAGUCUCCGUUCUCAGUGACUGACACAUCCACUCUCGGCAUCCCUUCAUGCCGUGCAGUCGAGUACACAGUAAGUGAAAACAUACACUUGCAUGACGCAAAAGAAAACCGGCCUGAAGUAGGUCACUUUGGAGGACGUUUUUGUACAACAUCAGCGGCCCAAGUGGGAAUUAAACCCGAAACGCAGGCUUUGCUGUUCCGAUGGUCCUCCUGUUGUGGUGCUCGGCCUCAUUACAGCCCUCUGGGAAUCUCAUAUUGAGGCCAAAUAUCAUUUUAAAAAUCUGUUUGCAGAGUCAGUCACUCAGUGUGUGUGUGUGCUGAUGUAUGAGGACGGGUGUUAAAGCAGCAAACUGUUUUUAAUGAAAAUGUGGCCACUUGCAGAUGUGCCUUUUAUUCAGUUUAGCAACACUGUAGCUUAGUUUGAUUUUAAAAUAAAGGAGCAGCGUGGGAUGAGGGGGGGGGGUCAGUUUUUGUUUUUGUGUUUUUUAUAAAGAAAUUCUUGUUUCCAGUCUUGUCCCAGUUUGUCUCAUGUAUUACAGACUGAAAAGACAAAACACAUACAUGCGUGCCUGUGAAGACUCUUCACAUGCUGGUGCUGACACAACUGUUUUGUGUAAACAGGUGUUUUUGAAGUUUGCAUAUACUGCAAGCACUUUUGUAUCAUCUUGUUUCUAUUGAAAUUAUAAUAAAGAAUUAAAUGCGA